This is a messenger RNA of Diaporthe citri, 1713 nucleotides long. RefSeq lists its product as uncharacterized. The transcript has a single exon. The record is from RefSeq and is a predicted model, not a curated record. Bases 1 to 1713 code for a protein of 570 amino acids. Gene Ontology annotation, molecular function: thiamine pyrophosphate binding; magnesium ion binding; carboxy-lyase activity. NCBI's taxonomy places the organism in Eukaryota, Fungi, Ascomycota, Sordariomycetes, Diaporthales, Diaporthaceae.
AUGACGAGCACACCGGGAAAGUUCACCGUCGGUGACUACCUCGCCGAGCGGUUGGCCCAGGUCGGCAUCCGGCACCACUUUGUCGUGCCUGGCGACUACAACCUCAUCCUCCUCGACAAGCUCCAGGCCCACCCCGACCUCAAGGAGAUCGGAUGUGCCAAUGAGCUCAACUGCAGCAUGGCCGCCGAGGGCUAUGCCCGUGCCAACGGCGUCUCUGCCUGCGUUGUCACCUACUCGGUCGGCGCCAUCUCCGCCCUCAACGGCACCGGCAGUGCCUACGCCGAGAACCUGCCCCUGAUCCUCAUCUCCGGCUCCCCAAACACAAACGAUGCCGGCCAGUUCCACCUGCUGCACCACACCCUCGGCAAGCUCGACUACAACUACCAGCUUGAGAUGGCCGAGAAGGUCACAUGUUGCGCCGUCGCCGUCAACCGGGCUGAGGAGGCCCCAAGACUGAUCGACAGAGCAAUCCGCGCCGCCAUCCUGUCCAGGAAGCCCUGCUACAUCGAGAUCCCCACCAACCUGUCCGGUGCCACCUGUGUCCGCCCCGGCCCCAUCUCCGCCGUCACCGAGCCCGUCAUCUCCGACCAGGGUGCCCUCGCCGCCGCCGCCGACUGCGCCGCCGAGUACCUGAGGGGCAAGCUCAAGCCUCUGAUCCUCGUCGGCCCCAAGCUGUCCCGAUGCGGCGCCGAAAAGGCCCUCAUCAAGCUGGCCGAGGCCAUGGGUUGCGCUGUCGCCCUCCAGCCCGCCGCCAAGGGCAUGUUCCCUGAGGAUCACCCCCAGUUUGUCGGUGUCUUCUGGGGCCAAGUCUCCACCCUCGCUGCCGACGCCAUCCUCAACUGGGCCGACGCCAUCAUCUGCGCUGGCUGCGUCUUCAACGACUACUCCACCGUUGGCUGGACCGCCAUGCCCAACAUCCCCCUGAUGAAGUGCGACAUGGACCAUGUCACCUUCCCCGGCAACCACUUCAGCCGUGUCCGCCUCGGCGAGUUCCUCGACCACCUCUCCACCGAGGUGCAGUUCAACGACUCCACCAUGGUCGAGUACAAGCGCCUCCGCCCCGACCCCUACGUCGUCCACGAGGCCGCCGACGAGGAGGAGCUCACCCGCAAGGAGAUCCAGCGCCAGCUGCAGCCCCUCGUCACCCCCAACAGCACCCUCUUCAUCGAGACCGGCGACUCCUGGUUCAAUGGCACACAGCUGCACCUCCCCAAGGGCGCAGGCUACGAGAUCGAGAUGCAGUGGGGCCACAUCGGCUGGUCUGUGCCCGCCUCCUUUGGCUACGCCGUGCGCUACCCUGAGCGCCGCACCAUCUGCGUCUGCGGUGACGGUUCCUUCCAGGUGACCGCCCAGGAGGUCUCCCAGAUGGUCCGCUUCAACCUGCCCAUCACGAUCCUGCUCAUCAACAACCGCGGCUACACCAUCGAGGUCGAGAUCCACGACGGCAGCUACAACAAGAUCAAGAACUGGAACUACGCCCUGCUGAUGCAGGCCUUCAACUCCACCGACGGCAACGGCAUCUCUUUCGUCGCCAACACCGCCGGCGAGCUCAAGGAGGCCAUCGCCGCCGCCAACAACCACAAGGCUGGCCCAGCUCUGAUCGAGUGCACUAUCCACCAGGACGACUGCAGUAAGGAACUGAUCACUUGGGGCCACUACGUCGCAGCCGCUAACGCGAGACCGCCGAAGGCCUCGACCCUGGACGACUACUAG